Messenger RNA from Aspergillus alliaceus, 1263 nucleotides. RefSeq lists its product as uncharacterized. Bases 1 to 1263 code for a protein of 420 amino acids. The transcript is spliced from 4 exons. The record is from RefSeq and is a predicted model, not a curated record. NCBI's taxonomy places the organism in Eukaryota, Fungi, Ascomycota, Eurotiomycetes, Eurotiales, Aspergillaceae.
AUGAAGCUUCCCCCGGCCAGUGUUGUGGCGACAUGGCCAGAGCACAAUUAUAUUGACCCUGUCACUCGCGGGAAUUCUGUCCUUAUCGUGACCAUUGUCUUUUCAACCCUCGCUUUCAUUGUGACUUGUCUUCGGCUCUAUACCCGCUUCAAGAUAACAUGCAGCCCCGGUAUCGACGAUUUUCUUAUCGUAGUUGCGCUAGCUUUCACGAUUGCUAUGUGCACUAUUAUCUGCAUAGCCACUGAGAAAUAUGGAUGCAACAGGCAUUUAUGGGACGUUCCGUUGGAGUGGAUCCCAGCUGCCUCCAAAUUCAAUCUCCUCUUCCAAAUCCUCUUUUCCUUGUCUUCUAGCAUAACGAAACUCGCUCUCUUAUGGUUCUGCAAACGCCUGCUCGGGGCCGGUAGCAAAGGCCUCUAUACCAAAUAUAACAUUGUUUUGAUCGGGGGCAUGGUCUUGGUGGCUCUGCUGUGCAUUAUUUUCUUGUUUGUUUGCAUCUUUCAAUGCAGCCCGAUUCAUGCCUACUGGGACUUCCAACCAACAUACCCUCAUCGCUGCUUGAAUGACGGGGCAGUUGUAUUCGCCGCUAGCGUCGUCAAUAUCUUUACUGACUUCUUGUCCACUGUGCUCCCGAUGCCAUUGAUCUGGAACCUUAACCUCCCGGCCCGGCAACGGGUUGCCGUGAUAUCAAUUUUUGGACUAGGGAUUGUGGUCAACGUCGCUGGGACCGUCCGAACUGUCUAUGUGUAUAAGAGUAUGAUCGGUUCGUACGACAUGACAUGGUAUGGCUGGACCGUCUUCCUCGCCGCAUCACUGGAGAUUAAUCUAGGAUUGAUCUGUGCUUCCGCACCCGCGUUGAGGCCUCUUAUUGCAUUUUUCCUACCCCGGCUACUCCAGUCCACCCGCCAGUAUGCCUCCGGGUAUGGCCAAAGUCGUCCCCAGAAACUAUGGUCGUCAGCCACUCCAUCCCGGCACUCUACCAAGCCCUCUAGGGGGCGAUCACAACAUUUUACCGACAGCCAGCUGGAACGGUUGGAGGUCUAUCGGACAGUUGAAAUGGAAAGCUGGACCGAAUCAAGGAAUCCAAACGAUACGAUUGACAAUGAUGUUAACAUGCCAUCGAAUCAUGCCCGUGUCACGACGCCGAACCAUGACUUUGAUCUUAAGUACAACGGUGCGGUCUACACGUCGCCUGGCAGCGAAAAAUCUUCCGCAUCCCUUAACCGGGUGACUAGUUCACCGUUCAAAGACAAACAUUCUAUCUAA